Seminavis robusta is the source of this 1194-nucleotide messenger RNA. Lineage: Eukaryota; Bacillariophyta; Bacillariophyceae; Naviculales; Naviculaceae. The record is from the annotation of a GenBank genome assembly.
AUGUUCUCCUGCAAUAACUACUUGUCUGGGCUUUCCCUCCUUGGAGUCCUGGCACUUGCAUCCGCAAAUCGAUAUGAAUCUGAAGUCAUGAACCAAGCAAUGGUUGAUGGUGCGAGCCACACCAUCCAGGUUGAUGACGACUUUGUCAUCUGCGAUGUUGACAUCGAAGUAGAUAUCGUGCGUGGAAAUUCAUCUGCUGUGCACAUUGACCUCUCCUUUGGUGGUAUGACAGUCGACCUUGCAAAUGUUGAGCUUUGUAGCCUGAACGCAAUUUUUGAUGAUUCCAGCACCACUACAGUUGACAGUGUUGUUGGCUGCGUGUCAUAUGGCACCUAUCAGCCACAAGGGAGCCUGUCUGUCUUCAAUAGCGAGUCUUCACAAGGCUCCUGGACGCUAGAGUUUCCAAGUUUCAGUGGCUUCAACAUACUUACUCAAUGGGCUGUGAUUCUUACACCUUGUGAAGGAGCUGGCACUGGGGACCCCCACUUCAAGACCUGGGCAAACAAGUGGUAUGAUUUCCAUGGAGUUUGUGACUUGGUCUUCCUAAGUAACCCAAAGUUUGCACAAGGCACUGGACUGGAGAUCCAUAUUCGAACCAAGGCCCGAUACCAGUAUUCUUACAUUGAGUCAGCAGCCAUCCAACUUGGAGAAGAUAUCCUGGAGGUUGGUGCCUAUGGUGGAUACAUGUUGAAUGGCAUCUCAAAUGCUGAUCUGGAUAAGCUUGACAAAUACACUAUCACUCAUCAAAUGGUCAGCUCCAAGCAGAGUGUUUUCAUCGUUGAACUUGGAGAGGGAAAGCAAAUUGUGAUCCAGUCGUUCAAGGAUCUCGUCAGCGUCAAGACGGUGGGUGCCAGCUUUGAGGAGUACGGAGGCAGCAUGGGUCUUUUGGGAGAAUUUGGAACUGGCCAGUGGCUUUCUCGGAAUGGAACAGUCAUGUCUGAUGCUGAUGCCUUUGGCAAUGAGUGGCAAGUUCUGGAGACAGAGCCCAAGCUCUUCCAGAUGGAAAGGUUUCCCCAGCACCCAGUGCAGUGCACCAUGCCAAGUCAUGGGAAGGUUGGUCGCCGACUUGGUGAAUCCAUUGCUGAGGCUGCUGCUGAGAAGGCCUGUGAACAUUGGGGAGACCUGAAGGACCAGUGUGUCUACGAUGUCAUGGCAGCUGGAGACUUGGAGCUUGCCGAGGCUGGAGCAUUCUAG